Geodia barretti is the source of this 1965-nucleotide messenger RNA. The record is from the annotation of a GenBank genome assembly. NCBI's taxonomy places the organism in Eukaryota, Metazoa, Porifera, Demospongiae, Tetractinellida, Geodiidae.
AUGCCCCUGCACCCACAAGCUCAACAGAUCAUCGAAGCGACCCGCGCCCUGGGCCUGCCACCGAACCACACUGUUUCGCCUCAAGAAGCCCGUGAGAACGCCAGCAAACGUCCGCGCGCACCCGGUCCGGAGGUUGGCAAGGUCGAAGACCGGACCGUUCCCACUCCGGCGGGCGGUGUGCCGGUUCGCAUUUACACUCCCGAAGGCGAGGGGCCGUUCCCGAUACUGGUGUGGUAUCACGGCGGCGGUUGGGUUACUGGCGACCUGGAAUCUGCCGACGGCACCAGCCGGCAUCUUUGUGUCACAUCUCGCAACAUCGUAGUGUCGGUGGACUACCGAUUAUCUCCGGAAGCCAAGUUCCCCGAACCGUUUGACGACUGUUACGCGGCUACGCUCUGGGCCAGCGAACACGCCGAAGCUCUGGGUGGAGUUUCGGGUGUUGUGUCCGUUGGCGGAGAUAGCGCGGGGGGUAACCUGGCUGCCGGCGUCAGCAUCAAGGCUGCCGAAACGGGGGACGUGCGCGUGAGCCAUCAACUGCUCGUUUAUCCGGUAACCGACCGCGAAUUCGGCACCGGUUCUUACGCCGAUAACGGCACCGGCUAUAACCUGGAACGCCAGGGAAUGAUGUGGUACUGGGACCAGUUUCUGGCUGACCCCGCUGAUGCCGCCAACCCGCUGGCCGCUCCGUUGCAGCUGGCUCCCGACUUUCCUCAUACUGACAAACUGGCCAAAUCCUUUACCCUCACCGCUGAGUACGACCCGCUGCGCGACGAGGGCGAAGCCUACGCGCGCCACCUGAAGCAGAUGGGUGUGCCGUCGACGGUGAAGCGUUACCCCGGCAUGAUUCACGGCUUUUUCAGCAUGGCCGGCGUCAUUGAUACGUCCCGCGCGGCGAUGGACGAUGCCGGCGAAUUCCUGCGCGGCGCCGUUGAUGACAUGGUGGCUGAGUAUCACGCCCAGCACCAGGGCGACAAGACGGCGAUGCGCAAGUUGCUGGAUCCGCAAGCCCGCAACGUGCUGGAACUGUUUGAUUCGCUCAAACUCAAGCCGUUCCAGGACAUGACCGCGGUGGAGUGUCGCGAGGUGAUGAACAACCGGCCCCGACCGGAAGGCCCGGCGGUGGGCAAGGUCGAAGACCGCAUCAUUCAGAACAUGUACGGCAAGGAACCGGGAGACGUGCCCAUACGCAUCUACACGCCGGAAGGUGCCGGCCCCUGGGGCACGCUGGUCUGGUUCCACGGCGGCGGUUGGGUUAUCGGCAACAUCGAAACCGCCGACGCCACCGCUCGCGAGCUUUGCGUGGGCGCCAAUUCGGUGGUCAUCUCAGUCGACUACCGGCUGGCCCCCGAGUACAAAUUCCCCACGCCCUUCGAAGACUGUCUUACCGCCACGAUGUGGGCGAUGUACAACGCCGAGUCUCUCGGCGGUCGUCCCGAGGCCAUCGCUGUGGGUGGCGACAGCGCCGGCGGAAACCUGGCCGCUGCGGUUGCCCUGUCGUACGAGGAUUUCCCACACCCGCUGGCAUACCAGUUGCUGGUUUACCCCUGCACCGAUGCCGCCUACAAUGGACGUUCGUACGCCGUCAACGGCAAGGGUAUGUUCCUGGAAACGGCCAGCAUGCAAUGGUUCUGGGAUCACUACCUGGACCGGUCUGAACUCUCCGGCUACAACAUUUUUGUGUCGCCUUUGCGUGCCCGACUAACAUCCGAUUUGUGCUCGGCGCUGGUUAUCACCGCCGAGUUCGACCCGCUGCGCGACGAGGGCGAAGCCUACGCCGUGGCCCUCCGGGAAGCGGGCGUGCCCACCGUGCAAAAGCGAUAUGAUGGUGUCAUUCACGGUUUCUACGGAAUGCCCCACGUCAUCGACAAGGGACGGCAGGCGCUGGAUCUGUCUUGCCGCGAGCUGCAAACCGCCUUCGCCUCCAUCCUUCAGAACGAGACGGCAGCCGUCGCCGCCGACAACUGA